This is a messenger RNA of Fragaria vesca subsp. vesca, 1728 nucleotides long. RefSeq names its product WD repeat-containing protein 13-like. The record is from RefSeq and is a predicted model, not a curated record. Gene Ontology annotation, molecular function: promoter-specific chromatin binding; protein binding. The transcript is spliced from 12 exons. NCBI's taxonomy places the organism in Eukaryota, Viridiplantae, Streptophyta, Magnoliopsida, Rosales, Rosaceae. Bases 19 to 1536 code for a protein of 505 amino acids. Gene Ontology annotation, cellular component: nucleus.
AGUCAUUUGCGAAUCCAGAUGGCGGAGAAAAAUGGCGGUGGCGAUCCGGAGGACGAAGAGAAAGAGAAAGAUGAUACGAAUCACGGUGCCGCUGACGGCUGUGCUCCACCGCAGAAAAAAAUCGACGACGACGAGGAGAAGAAGAAGAAGCAUUCCGAUCCCGACCUGCUGAUGUGCCUGCUCCAACCUUGCCCCGCAGACUCCGAUCCCGAAUACAUCGGCAUUCGCCGCCUUCUCCUCUCCCGCAAGUCGCCGUCCUCCAUUGAUCGCCGCCUCGACUGGAGAUGCAAUGAAAGGGGCUACGUGGCGUUCCGGAACUUCAUUCGGAGGCCUAGGAACUGGGACAAGGAUAGUCUCCGGACUCCGAGCCUGCAGACCACUCCGGGAAACAGCGGGCGAUGGAUUCAACCUCCGAGUCCGCGUGCACUUUUAUACGAGGUCGAGAGCUGGACUCCUGGCAGGGAUUUGCAUAGUCCCAGUAUACUUUCAUCUCGUAGAAGUUUUAGCUCGACUACUAGUGAUACUGAUCGUCCACGUCGACGGGGUGAACAGCCUGCGUACUCGUUUGUAGGAAUGCAAUGCAUCUUCGACCAGUGCAGAGCCUCUGUUACUGUUUUGAAGUUUGGGCACAUGAGCUCAGAUCUGCUUGCGUAUGGAGCAUCAGAUGGAACCUUGACUGUAUGCACCGUCUCUGAUCCUCCUUCAAUUCUCAAGCAUCUGAACGGUCACUCCAAAGAUGUUACAGACUUUGAUUUCUCGUCAAACAAUCAGUACAUUGCAUCCUCAUCAAUGGAUAAAACUGUGAGAGUAUGGGAGAUUUCAAAAGGUGUAUGCAUACGAGUAAUAUAUGGAGUUUCUCCACAACUGUGUAUUCGUUUCCACCCUGUAAAUAACAACUUCCUUUCAGUUGGCAACGCAGACAAAGAAAUUACGGUUUUCAAUUUCAGUACUGGGAGGAUCAUUCAUAAGAUAUCAUUCGACAGUCAGGUUACCGCUAUGGACCAUGCUCACACUGGACAGAUCAUUUUCUGUGGAGAUGGGACGGGGUGUGUAUAUUCUGUCAGUAUGAAUUCUCACACUGGAGUAUUAUCCCGCUCUCAUCGGCAUCGAAGUAACAGCAGACAGAAAUCUCCAAUCACAACUGUGGAGUACCGAAGUUUUUCUCUGCUAGCUCGUGGCCCUGUGUUGCUGACAUGUACUCAAGAUGGAAGUUUGUCAUUCUUUAGUGUUGCGCUGGAAAUACAAGGCUAUUUGACUCUUCGUUGCUCACUCAAAUUAACUCCACGAAUAUACAAUAUCCGGGCUUCUUUUUGUCCUCUGCUUUCCCUUGAAAAAGGAGAGUAUAUAGUUGCCGGAAGUGAAGAUUCAAAUGUAUACUUCUACGACUUAACUCGGCCAAAGCAUACAUGUGUAAACAAGUUACAGGGUCAUCGAUUUCCUGUUAUUGGGGUUGCUUGGAACCAUGGAGAGAAUUUAUUAGCAUCAUCUGAUUUCUAUGGUACGGUUAUUGUAUGGAAGAGAUCAAAGGCAGGUUAAAACAAACAUAUACAGAGAUACAAGUUUCACGUCAUACAGGCUCUUUGCUUAAUUCUCUCAUUUUUUUGCACAAAAUAUGUUCAUUGCCCCAAAGUCCAUGUAUCAGCAAGAUAAAGGAGAUAUAGUGACAUUUGUACUAGUGGUGUAUUCUUUCACCAAUUUAUUAAAGGAAGAUUAGAUGAAUGGAUUCUG